CUUCUAAUAGCCUUCACUGGUCUCCGUCCAGAGCAACGGGGUCUGUUGGUCCAUUUUAUAUAUGUCAAUGGUUUUAGCCCUUGUCUGUUAGCUUAUGUAUCUUCUCCAUUUAAUUACUGAACGUUCACCUGCAUCUGUCUGUAAACCAACAUUUAGCCUUGCUUCGACAAUAAACUAUUAUCUUGUCCGAGGUUACCGGGAGUUAUACACAAGUUCAUACAAAAUACAGCUGGGUUUACUGUUUGUUAAGGGUUGCUUUCCCAAUUUUCGAUGUACAUGUCAAGCACUAAAUGAAAAAGUGAAAAAAUCAUCAAUUGCUAAACCCAUAUUAUAUUUCUAGCCAAUAAAUUCGAUGUUAGACAAGUCCAAAAUAUGUAAAAGGGAUGAAUUAUUAAAUCAUCUCCAUCCAUGUCCAUAGUCUGGUCUGCCAUUUUGUAAAUGAUUUUGGAGUGAAAGAAAAUCUGUUCAUUGAAUUAUUGACCAGGAGAACAUUCUUGCUUUUAAUCAUCCAUCUAAGUCAUUUUUUUCACUGCCCAUGUUUUCACAGUGUGUGUUGUUUCAGCUGGCCUUGGCUUAAUUCCAGGUCAGCUGUGACCACAGCAAACAUUUCUGUCCUUUCCAACCUCCUGGAGAGCAACUAAGACAAGACCAUGAGAGAAAAGACAGACACUCCAGCAAAGGACCUGCAUUGGCAUCUCAUCCUGCAGACAUGGAGGGGUUCAGUGAAAAGCUUUUCUGCUGCAGGUGGGUGCGCCACAGGGUUCCCCUGGCCCACAGAGAGGAACUGUACCACAUCCUGAAGAUGACAGGGCCUCUGCUGCUCUCUCGAAUCCUAAAUUAUCUGCUUCCAUUUGUGGUUACAAUGUUCUGUGGGCGUUUGGGAAAUGAAGUUAUGGCUGGCUAUGGAUUAGCUUCUGCUACCAUUAAUAUUACCACUGCAGCUACAGGAUGUGGUCUGGCACUGGCAUGCGAUACUUUGGUGUCUCAGACAUUUGGUGGUAAGAACCUGCUGCGGGUGGGAGUGAUCCUUCAGCGGGGCAUCAUCAUCCUGCUGUUGUUCUGUCUGCCCUGCUGGGCUCUGCUCAUUAAUGCCCAGGCCGUCCUGUUAUGCCUGGGCCAGGACCCUGAGGUGGCCAGAAUAGCCCAGCUGUAUAUAACAGGCUUCCUUCCUGCAGUACCAGCAAUGUUUCUACAACAUCUCCAGGUGUCUUACCUGCAGAAUCAGGGUAUAAUACUGCCACAAAUGUACACUGCUGCCAUGGCAAACAUAGCAAAUGUGAUGACGAACUACAUCUUUCUUUACUGGCUGGAUCUGGGUGUUAGCGGAUCUGCAGCAGCCAACACUCUGUCUCAGAUUUACAUCUGCACUUUUCUGUUUGCUUACAUUUGGUGGAAGAAGCUCCAUGUAAAGACAUGGGGAGGCUGGUCUGUAGAAUCACUGCAGGAGUGGGGUUCCUACAUGAAACUGGCCAUUCCCAGUACAUUAAUGAAGUGCUUUGAGUGGUGGGUUUAUGAGUUUGGUGGAUUUGUUGCAGGAAUGCUGAGUGAAGAUGAGCUGGCAGCCCAACAUGCUGUGAUGAUGGUGGCUUUCAUAACAUACAUGUUCCCUCUUGGUAUUCAAGCUGCAGCAUGUGCCCGAGUGGGUAAUGCUGUCGGUGCAGGAGACACUGCCAGGGCGAUCCUCACCAGCAAGAUGUCAUUAGCGCUUGCAGGUAGCAUUGCAGUUGUUGAAGGUAUUGUGCUUGGCGCUACUAAAUCAGUGAUUGGCUUCAUCUUCACCUCUGAUGUGAAGAUCAUAGGUCUAGUCUCACACUUGAUGAAUGCUCACUGUUUCCUUCAGUUCUUUGAUGCUCUUGUGUGUGUGUGCACAGGCAUCUUCUUGGGCACGGGCAAACAGAAGAUACCAGCUCUGGCCAAUUUCAUUGGAUACUACUGCAUAGGACUUUCACUGAGCGUUACUUUAACGUUUGUUGCAAAACUGAGAAUUUUAGGUUUUUGGCUGGGAUUGCUCGUUUGUGUCAUUUUACAAUCCACCUUCUACAUCAUUGUCAUCUUCAAUCUGAACUGGGAGAGAAUGACAGAGGAGGCUGUUAACCGAGCACAGAUCAACACGCCUAUGACAUUAUUAAGCACAGCUGCCCUGUCAGACGCUUUCUGUAACAACACUGCUGACCAGACAGAGAGCAAUGGGAAUUCAGUUGAAGGCUACGAGUCUGUGAGCGCCGAGUGCCAUUAUGGGAAGAUGAAGACACAGGGGGGACAUGUUGUCCAGCAGCUGAAGGGUUGUCGUCUCUCCACUACCCAGCUGAUCCUCAGGCGAGGCCUCACUAUGUUUGCAGCAGUUGCACUUCUGGCUGUGGGAGCAAGUGUGCACUUCCUUGUGCCUUUGCCAGAAACCCUGCCUUCAGAGGCCAACUUUACUUUGGACUGGAUCAAUACGACAUAUACUCCUGAUCAGAUUUUUACCACUGUCUUUAAUUCGACUUAUUCUCUUUGACAGACUGGGCUGUGAGCCAAAA
Perca fluviatilis (European perch) is the source of this 2519-nucleotide messenger RNA. Its product is annotated as multidrug and toxin extrusion protein 1-like. The record is from RefSeq and is a predicted model, not a curated record. Gene Ontology annotation, biological process: xenobiotic detoxification by transmembrane export across the plasma membrane. Lineage: Eukaryota; Metazoa; Chordata; Actinopteri; Perciformes; Percidae. Gene Ontology annotation, molecular function: antiporter activity; xenobiotic transmembrane transporter activity. Gene Ontology annotation, cellular component: membrane. The transcript is spliced from 17 exons. Bases 710 to 2497 code for a protein of 595 amino acids.